Lactuca saligna is the source of this 390-nucleotide messenger RNA. NCBI's taxonomy places the organism in Eukaryota, Viridiplantae, Streptophyta, Magnoliopsida, Asterales, Asteraceae. The record is from the annotation of a GenBank genome assembly.
AUGCUUCAUGAUAUUUCGGCAUCAAGUGAGAUUCUGCAAGCUUAUCGUAGUUUUCCCCUCUCAGGCUUUCACCCCUUGACAGUUGAUAUGCGAAAGGUUCUUGAAGAGGCAGAUAAACCCAAGAAGGGAGGGAAGAAUAAAGGCACAAAGACGGUUUUGGAGGUUCCUAAUCAAACCGAGGUUCGCAACGAAGAAGAUGUUUCUUUUCAACCGAAGGUUUCGGAAAUGGCCACUACGAUUCCUGAGGUAUCUACUACAAUCCCAACUUUAGUUCCCAUUCAUGAAGAUUUUUUCCAAAGUUCUUUUGUCCCUUCUCCAACUGAUACUACUUCAACUCCUAUUACCAUAGCCUCAUGCCCACCUGUUUCAUUGGGUGUCUCACAAGUCUAA